AUGCUGACAAUGAGUCGCAGGCAGCGAUACAGAAUGCAGGCUGUUGAGCAACCGAUUUAUGCUGACAGUGGGUCGCAGGCAGCGAUACAGAAUGCAGGUUUUACAGAACAGAACAAACCGGAACUGCUUCAAACAGCAGAUAAAUUACAACGCAUCGACGAUGAACGGGGUAUGUGCGAGAGUCCCCAGCAGCCAUCAUCACAGCGGUCGAUCGGUGCAGCGCUGUCGUCGAUUAGUGGGGCGGACGAGGAAAUUAGCCUUACUGGUACACUGAAAUUGCCUGCUCGUUUUCGCUUCAACAGUUUUCACGCAGUAAACGGGAACAAAAGUGAGCUCCAGUGCCAUAUUUGCUCUUUAGUGCAGUAUACACUGGCGGAUCGGCAGCCGAAGAACGAGAGGGUAUCGAAAAUUUUAGGACGCGAAAAGGACGAUGAAGAGGCACGAGGCAUACAACAACCGAGUAUUGCACAUUCACAAUCUGCUGUCUGUGGGACGAUGGGUGGUGUUGAAAUUACGCGAUGCUAUUGUGGCAUGGAGAACGAGGAUGAUUUCAUGAUUCAGUGUGACUUAUGCAAGUGUGUUUUGCAGAUUUCACAUUACAAAAGAAAUUAUGCGAAGCGGUUGAGCUAG
Gongylonema pulchrum is the source of this 630-nucleotide messenger RNA. The record is from the annotation of a GenBank genome assembly. Lineage: Eukaryota; Metazoa; Nematoda; Chromadorea; Rhabditida; Gongylonematidae.